Messenger RNA from Durusdinium trenchii, 2271 nucleotides. NCBI's taxonomy places the organism in Eukaryota, Dinophyceae, Suessiales, Symbiodiniaceae. The record is from the annotation of a GenBank genome assembly.
CCAAACCCUUGGCUGUCGCUGAUCAGUCGAUCGGUCGCUUGUUGUAUGUGGGAAUGCCCAUGUUCGGAUCAAAGGUUUUAAAGCAGCAGGAUGCUUCAAUCUGUUUCACCUUGAUUUUCGUCAGGCCUGCAAGAGGCCUUGUUUUUUUUUUUUUUUUUUCGCAGCUGCCUGAUCAUGGGCGGCUGCCAGUCAAAUGUAGUUCAUCAAGAGAUUGAACCCUUCAUGGCUAUGUGGGUGUUGAAGGUUUCAGACUUCAUUAAGAUGGAGCUUCCAAUGCCGAAACAUGAGGAGUUGCUGGAAAGGGGUUUGCUGCGUCGACGCGAGCUGACUGACUACUGCAUCUUUGUGUCUCACCAAUGGAUCUCCACGACCCAUCCAGAUCCAGCCGGACAUCAGCUGAGGGUUUUGCAGCAAUGCCUCGUGCACAUUUGCGACCACCAACUUUCGAUCACCAACGAUGCAGCUUCGCAGUUCUUGGGGGAGAUGAAGAAGCUGUCCAAGUCGCAGCGAGACAAAGUCCGAAAGGCCGUCUUGUGGAUUGAUUGGGCCAGCAUUCCUCAAGUCGAGACCUUCCGGAACGAGGACGAUGAGGAGGACGAGAUUUGCCAGCUCAAGCGCGAGCGAUCCUCCAGGACCUUCGUUUACCGGAGCCCAGCUUCACCCAAGCGAGUGUCGGAACAGGAGGAAUUCAUCCUCUCCCUUCCCUCGUUCGUUCAGGCGAGCCAAGUCUUUGUUGCGUUGGUGCCUCCGCUGCGGCACCUUGACACUGGGCAAAUUUGCGACUAUCUCAGCUGGAUCACGCGAGGAUGGUGCAGAACUGAGAUGUUUUGCAAGAUGAUGUUGGGAAACCAGGACAUGCCCAUCGUCAUCGUGUCGGCUUCUGAUCUCGCUCAUUAUGCAAGACCCGCGAACUGGGUUGACUGGCUUCCUCAUGAAGGUGAAUUUUCAUAUCCUGGUGACAGACCGGUGGUGAAAGGCAUCUUCGAGCAAGCAAUCUCCCAUCAACUGUGCUUCCUUGAAGGUGAAAGGCGUAUGGAUCUGUUCCGCUACUUUCUUGCUCGGCGAGAAGUCAUGACCGGACUACGUCCUGUGCGAAGAACCAUGAGCAAAUUUCUUGACGACUUUUGCUAUGGAUCACUGGAGAGGAGUCAAAGAUCCAAAUUUGGUCCUGUGAUUAUUGCAGCUCUUGCAGGGGAUGUCGAGUUGCUGAAAUCGCUCUUGGAGGCUCGCUGCUCCAUGGAGAAGCGAUCGCCUGCGAUGCCAGCAGUGGGCAUUGACGGAAACCUAACACCAUUACAUUUGGCUUUGAUGCAAGGGUGGCGUUCUCCCAAAGUGAUUGAAAUCCUUAUGGAAGCCCAAGCGGAUCCCAACCUUCCUGCUAUCGGAGUUCCCCCUUUGGCAUGUUGUCGCACUGCCAGGGAUGUCCAGACUCUGCUUGAAUACAGGGCGGACGUCAAUGGACACUAUGCCCCACUUCAUGUUCCAGUUCUGGCUUUGGCAAGUGGCGAGAGCCCUCCAGAGGUCAUUGCCAAGCUCUUACAGUCUCGUGCCAGUCCAAAUGCCCCAGGGCGAUCUAGUGGGCUUGGCAUGUCUCCCUUGAGUUUCCUUGCAAUCACCGCCAAUUCGAACCCCCACGCUUUGCCAAUCGCGCAGCUCUUGGUGGCAGCGACCGCCGAUCUCAAUGCCCAAGUGCGUUGUGGUGGGAUCUUCCGCGCACUGGAGCUCUUGAGCAGGGCGUAUUUGCAGAUUGCGACUCCACGUUCAGUCCUGAUGAUGGCCAUGGCUGAGCAGAGCACAACUCCCUUGGGCUUUGCGUGCCUGUUUGACUGCCAGCAGCUGGUGAACUUCUUGCUGGAUGCUCGAGCAGACGCGGAGGUGCGCAAUUCUCGGGGUCAUCGUCCCAUCGAUUUGGUCCAGUCACAGGAGAUCGCACAAGUUUUGCGCGAGCACCUCGAACAUGCUGAAGACCGCCACGAAGACCGCCACGCACUCCCAGCAGCACACCACGUUGGCUCCGUGUUGCCUGCAUCUCAUCAACAUUUGUCCACUCUUCAGUGCUCUGAAGGCUCGCGUCGCCCCAUGACCAUCACAAGCCUUUGACCACUCAUUUCGCUAGCACGGUGCACAUGCUGCCCUUUGGCAUGUAAUUUAAUUAACAUGGGAUCAAAGCUGAUGCACAGCUUGGCUUUAUCCACGUGGUUUCACGAUGCUUGAAACUACUUGAGGCAACAUUCGCAGGGUGGCCCCCCAGGUCAAAGUCGACACGUUGAC